AUGUCCACGAAACAGUACAAGGCGGCCGGCGAGGAUCUCUGGAAGAACCGGACCGAGAAGAUCAAUGCAGAGCUCUUCACCCUCACCUACGGCGCCCUGGUGGUCCAGAUGAUCAAGGACUACGAAGACUACGCAGAGGUCAACAAGCAGCUCGAGAAGAUGGGCUACAAUAUCGGCACGAGGCUCAUCGAGGACUUCCUCGCAAGGACCAACAUGACGCGCUGCUCCGAUUUCAAGGAGGUCGGGGAGGUGGUCAGCAAGGUCGGCUUCAAGAUGUUCCUCAACAUCACACCCAACGUCGCUCAUCUCUCUUCAUUGGCCUCUGGCGGUACAAACGCUGGCGCGUCCAGCGAGGCGAAUGCGGCGGCGGCGGCGACGACGGCAGCGGGGGUCAUGGCGGGGACAGCAGCGUCGCAAGCCGGGCAAGAGUUCAGUCUGACGUUUGACGAGAACCCUUUGGCAGAGUUCGUCCAGCUGCCUGACGAUGCGAGACAGGGCGGCCUCUGGUUCUCCAACGUGCUGGCAGGAGUGUUGCGCGGUGCCCUCGAAAUGGUCCAGAUGCAGACCGAGUGCUACUUUGUCUCGGACACGCUCCGCGGCGACGAGACAACGGAGCUCAGGGUGCGACUGCUCAGGUAUCUCGACGAAGAGGCGCCCAUUGCGGAUGAUUGA
Pseudozyma flocculosa PF-1 is the source of this 672-nucleotide messenger RNA. RefSeq lists its product as uncharacterized. The transcript has 5 exons. Lineage: Eukaryota; Fungi; Basidiomycota; Ustilaginomycetes; Ustilaginales; Ustilaginaceae. The coding region runs from base 1 to 672 and encodes 223 amino acids. Gene Ontology annotation, cellular component: cis-Golgi network membrane; TRAPP complex; cytosol. The record is from RefSeq and is a predicted model, not a curated record. Gene Ontology annotation, biological process: intra-Golgi vesicle-mediated transport; endoplasmic reticulum to Golgi vesicle-mediated transport.